Messenger RNA from Struthio camelus australis, 4110 nucleotides. Lineage: Eukaryota; Metazoa; Chordata; Aves; Struthioniformes; Struthionidae. The record is from RefSeq and is a predicted model, not a curated record.
AUGAGUGGAGCUUUGACCGUUGCAGACUCCAAAGACUCAUUCGUUUCCAGUUCUGCUGCUCCUUUAUCCGACCUAAGGUUUUUGACUAUUUCUUGGUGUCAUCAGAGAAAGCAGUGGCAAGGCCCCUCUCAUGCUCUGUGCCAAGAAGUGGAUGGUUACGCUAGGUCUGAUCUGCAGCGACGUGGAAUGAUCACAGCUUUCGACACCCCUGUGCCUCUCUUUCCUCAGCACUUGAUCCUCUUCCUGCUCUUCCUCGGACCUUUCAACUGCUUCGCCAGUUACAGCCGUGCCACCGAGCUCUUCUACAGCCUCAACGACGGGCUGCCUGCUGGGGCCGCUGCCUCCUCCUCCUCGUCACCCUCACCUGAGUCAUGUCUGCUGCUGCUGGACGUGCUGGUGCUGCCACAGGAGUACUUCCGCCUGGUGAAGGUGAAGAUCGCUAUCCGGGAUGUCAACGACAAUGCACCGCACUUCCCUGUGCCCCACAUCCGCCUUUCUGUGCCCGAGAACGCACCUGUGAACACCCGCCUGGCCAUUGAGCAUCCUGCCCUCGACCCCGACAUGGGCACCAACAGUGUUCAGACGUACCGCCUGCGAGAUAACUAUGGUGUCUUCACCCUGGACGUGGAGGAGAAUGAAAGCGGGGAGAGGACCCCUUACUUGAUCGUCAUGGGGGCUCUGGACAGGGAGGCCAGGGAGGAGUAUGUCACAGUCAUCAUUGCUGAGGACGGGGGGACCCCUCCGCUUGUGGGCAGUGCCACCCUUACCAUUGGCAUCAGCGACAUCAAUGACAACUGCCCCCAGUUCAAUGACUCUCAGGUCAACAUCACAGUUUAUGGGAAUUCCACCCUAGGGACACACGUGGUCACUGUCCACGCCAUAGACAUGGACCUCGGAUCGAAUGCCCAGAUUACCUACUCCUACAGUCAGAAGGUCCCCCAGGCAUCCAGAGACUUGUUCCAUCUGGACGAAAGCACAGGAGUCAUCACACUCUCCAGUAAGGUUGAUGGGGACACUCCAAGGCUCCACAGGCUGAUCAUACUGGGCAAUGGCCCUGGUUGUAUCCCUGCAGUGAUCACAGUGCUAGUGACCAUCAUCAAAGUCAUGAUGAGGCCACCUGAAGUUGUCCCUCGUUUCAUAGCUAAUGAAGUGGAGGGGGUGGUGUACUUGAAGGAACUGGAGCCUAUCAACACACCAAUAGCAUUUUUUACCAUCAAAGACCCUGAUGAAAAAUACAAAGUUGAUUGCUAUUUGGAUGGUGACGGGCCUUUCAGACUGUCACCGUACAAGCCAUACAACAAUGAAUACUUAUUAGAGACCACAAAGCCUUUGGACUAUGAGACUCAGCAGCUGUAUGAAAUAUCAGUAGUCGCGUGGAACUCGGAAGGGUUUCAUGUCAACAAAAUAAUCAAAGUACAGGUUCUGGAUGACAAUGACAACUCACCAGUUUUCUCUCACCAGCUAAUAGAAUUAUCCAUUGAGGAGAACAAUGUUCCCAAUGCUUUCUUGACCAAACUGCAUGCUACAGAUGCUGACAGUGGAGAAAGAGGAGAAGUGUCCUAUUUUUUAGGGCCUGAUGCCCCUUCCUAUUUUUCUUUAGAUAAAACCACAGGAGUUCUUACAGUUUCCACCCAGCUGGACAGAGAAGAAAAAGAGAAAUAUAGAUAUACUGUCAAAGCAGUAGAUUCUGGAUUUCCUCCAAGAGAAUCAAUAGCAACUGUCGCCAUCACUGUAUUGGAUAAAAAUGACAAUAGUCCAAGAUUUAUCAAUAAGGAUUUCAGCUUUUUCGUACCAGAAAAUUUUCCAGGGUUUGGUGAAAUUGGAGUUAUCAGUGUCACAGAUGCUGACGCAGGGCAAAAUGGAUGGGUUGCCCUUUCAGUUGUGAACGGAAGUGAUAUUUUUGUCAUAGAUACUGGCAAAGGGGUUUUGAGAGCUAAAGUCCCCCUUGACAGGGAGCAGCAAAGCUCCUAUGUUCUGUGGAUUGAAGCAGUUGAUGGUGGUGAUCCUGCCCUGUCCUCUACUGCAAAAAUAACUAUUCUUCUUCUGGACAUAAAUGACAACCCUCCUCUGGUCUUGUUUCCUCAAUCUAAUAUGUCUUAUUUGUUGGUACUUCCUUCUACUCUUCCUGGCUCUCCCAUCACUGAGGUCUAUGCUGUUGAUAAGGACACUGGCAUGAAUGCAGUCAUAGCCUACAGCAUCAUAGGAAGGAGAGGCCCUCGACCGGAGUCGUUUCGGAUUGAUCCUAAAACUGGUAACAUCACCUUGGAAGAGUCACUGAUGCAAAAUGACUAUGGCCUCUAUCGGUUGCUUGUAAAAGUUAGUGAUCACGGUUACCCAGAACCCCUCCAUUCCACUGUCAUGGUGAACCUCUUUGUCAAUGACACUGUUAGCAAUGAGAGCUAUAUCGAAAGUUUGUUAAGAAAGGAGCCUGACAUCAAUAUAGAAGAAAAGCAGCCACAAAUAUCCAUAGAGCCUGCACAUAAAAAAGUGGAGUCAGCAUCCUGCAUGCCUACUCUAGUAGCUCUGUCAGUAAUAAGCUUGGGUUCAAUCACCUUAGUAACUGGCAUGGGCAUUUACAUCUGUCUAAGAAAAGGGAAAAAGCAUCACAGAACAGACGAAAACUUGGAAGUACAAAUCCCAUUAAAUGGAAGAAUUAACCUGCACAUGUUGGAAAAGAAACCAAUGGAGAUUUCUAACAUUUGACAUUUCCUUGCGGAUAAUCCAAACCGAUGUCUAACAAACCCUGGACAACUCUGAAACACCUAGCUGUGGGUUGUGUUGGAAGAAGCUGCAGUGAAGGACCAAUAAUUUAUAACUUAAUAAUAUUAUAAUUGUAAAUAGCGGUUUACAGUUUUUUAAAUUCAAAUUCAGUGUACAGCUUUUUUAUGAAACCUUAGUACUAACAGCUAGCACCCUAUCUUUAAAACAUGGACAUCGUUUGCAACCUUCAUAAAUCAAUCAGACUAUGAUCAUAAAAAAGAGGAAGGUAAGACAAUUCUUUAAACUCAAGUUUAAAAAGUUAUUUUAGCCACAAGAGGGCAUCAGCUGCUCCUGAGCUGGAAACUAUUUGAGGUUCUGUCCAUAAGAUAAACAUAGAAUAUAUUUUAAAUAUAUUGGUUUUAAUAUAAAAUAUACAUUGGCAUACAGACAUUUACACAAAAAAAAAAAAAGAAGUGUCUGUCCUGGUUUAUGUACAAGUAAUAUGUACAAGUAAAAGAAUAAGGACGUUAAAAUGCACUAGUAAAAUAAACAGAAUGUUUAUUACCUCACAAGUAAAGCUUAUACAGUAGGAUAGAAAAGGCAUUAACAAGAAGUGCAAUUCCUGUUGAGCAAGAGUGCAAGAUAAUGUAAUGAGAAUUUGAACUGCUAUGGCAUAUCAUCUUUCAUUUGCUACAGAUUUCACCCACAUUAUCAUUUGCUCCAGCAGUCCACUGGUCAUUUUUAUGGAAAAUUACAUUUAAUAUUUCUUGCAGCAGAUGUAGAGAAAACCCCAUGCUCAUCCUCAUAAACAUGGCCAGAUGCAGGGAAGCAAGAGGAUGGCUAAAUCUUUAGUUGUCAGAGGAGUGAUAAUAUUUUUUGUACUUUGAGCAAUCUGUCAGUAGUACUCCAUCAGUUUGGUUGUGUAAUAGAUUUUUCAUGUGAUACUUCUGAAUUUGAUCUGCCAGGUGAAAACAAAAAUCACUUCAUAUUAUAAGGAAUUAUAAGACUUAGUUUAUACUGACUAUUGCUCCUUUCUGGAUUGGUAUUUCAUGUGAAAGAUCUUAUUUCUGUCUUUUGGCUACCAUUCCUGGCUCCUUUUCAUUGGCUUUGAUUUUGGAUUAGAUCCAGAAUCUAACUUCCAAGACUGGUGGCAUAUUUUCUUGAUAAUUUAUUCUUUUGCUGUAUCCUCUGCAACAAAGCAGCAGGUUUAUCAGUGAUGCAUCACUUUCACUUCAUUGUAAGAGCUGAGAACUAUCUUUUGUAUGAUGAUUACAUCAAAUUUCUCUGUGUAAACAAGAUAAAUUAGUGUUAUGCUUAAAAAUGAUUAUUUUGAUUUCUGGCAUCAUAUGUCUGUAAUGUACCAAAAGUGUUUAUAUGUCUGCAAAUUAAAGCUAUAUAUUUUCAUAAUAA